Aspergillus fijiensis CBS 313.89 is the source of this 1210-nucleotide messenger RNA. Its product is annotated as class I SAM-dependent methyltransferase. The transcript is spliced from 4 exons. The record is from RefSeq and is a predicted model, not a curated record. Lineage: Eukaryota; Fungi; Ascomycota; Eurotiomycetes; Eurotiales; Aspergillaceae. The coding region runs from base 162 to 1037 and encodes 291 amino acids.
CUCGGUCCUCACCCUCUGAUUCUUAACUAUCAUCUUGCAAGCACCACCCCGCAACCUGCCUCCCAUUACAAUCUCGACCUCAACCACCACCACAACCACACCCACAACCACACCCACAACCACACCCACAACCACACCCACAACCACAACCAAAACCCAAGAUGACCCGCGCCACCACCUUCACCGAGCUCUACUCCGGCAAAGGCAUCCUGGAGACGUACCUGAUCGCCGAGAAGAUCACGCGGUACUUCACGCAGGACCUGAUCACGCUGUCGGGGAUCCUGAACUCGCCGCAGCGCCCGCUGAAGGUGCUCGACCUGGCCUGCGGGACGGGGGUCGUGGCCGAGAAGCUGCACGAGGUGCUGGCGGAGCAGCGUGCGGGCAGCUGGGAGUUGAUAUGCGGCGACAUCUCGACGGAGCUGACGGGCCACGUCAAGCGCAAGAUCGUGGAGGAAGGGUGGUCAGCCAACACGAGCGCGCGGGUGAUGGACGCGCAGAGCACGGAGCUGCCGGCCGCGGAGUUGACGCAUGUGUUUGCGGCCCUGGCCUGGACCUCAUUCCCGGAUACCUACGCCGCGUUGAAUGAUACCCUCCGCAUCCUCCAACCAGGCGGCACAUUAACCCUCUCCACCUGGCAGAAAACGGAAUGGCUCCCCGUCCUCGAAGCCGCCGUGCGCACCAUCUCGGCCAGUCCCGAGCUCCCCUUCCCCACGACCAAGGAAUUCAUGUCCUGCAUGAACCCGGGCUGGGACGACGAGGCAUACGUGCGCGGCCGCCUCGAGCAGGCCGGCUUCGUGCGCGUCCACACCACCACCAUCUCCCAGGCGUUCCACACCUCCACGGCCGAUCUGUACAGGAUCGCCGCGCCCGUCAUCCCCAUCAUCGUCAGUAAGUGGUGGUCCGCGGCGCAGCGCGAGGCCCACGAGGCGGAGAUCCUGCCGGCGCUGGGGAGGUAUCUCGAGGAGACGUACGGGGCGUCGGGGUUGGUGCCGCAGCGGUGGACGGCGGUUUUCGCGAGGGGGGAGAAGAGCGAGUAAUUUACCUUCGGGAUGAGAGAGGAGUGUGGUCGUAGAUUGAUUUCUGAGUUGGAGAACUGCGUUUAGGGAAGGGGGGGAAGUGAAGGGGUUGAGGUUGCAUGUCUUGGGGGUGGUGGGCUGUGAUGGAUGGAGACGAGAGGCUAAACUGAACUAUGGACUGGGAUAUAGCUGCG